AGCCACUUCAAUGGUUCCAUGCUAUAAAUAGCGAGCUUUCCAUGCAGAAGAUAUUCAAGUCUCUCACAAUUAACAAGCAAUUAUAUACAAAACUAUAGAAAUAUAUAGAAGCUAGCGAACUAAAAAUGAAAGCUACAUACUUGCUGGUUGCAUUCUUGGCUCUGGCCUCUUUUGCCUCUGCCUAUGAUCCCAGCCCUCUCCAAGACUUUUGUGUUGCUCUCCCCGAUAAUGGCAUCAAAGACGCUGUAUUUGUGAAUGGAAAAUUUUGCAAAGACCCUAAAGUUGUGCUGGCUGAGGAUUUUUUCAAGCACGUAGAUCCUGGGAAUGUUGUUAACAAACUUGGGUCAAAAGUAACUCCAGUGACAGUUAACGAACUAGCAGGACUCAACACAUUGGGUAUAUCACUUGCUCGCAUAGAUUUUGGACCUAAGGGUUUAAAUCCUCCUCACACUCACCCACGAGCCACUGAGAUAUUGAUAGUUAUUGAAGGAACUCUCUUAGUUGGAUUUGUGACUUCCAAUCAGAACAACACCAACCGUCUUUUUACCAAAGUGCUCAACAAGGGUGAUGUGUUUGUGUUCCCAAUUGGCCUCAUUCACUUCCAAUCUAACAUCGGUUAUGGCAAUGCUUUCGCUAUUGCUGGUCUUAGCAGUCAAAAUCCAGGUGUUAUCACAAUUGCAAAUGCUGUGUUCGGAUCUACUCCACCUAUUUCUCCCGAAAUUUUGGCUAAAGCUUUCCAAGUGGACAACAACGUAAUCAACUAUCUCCAAAAGCAGUUUUGGUAUGAUAACAACUAGUUUGACGACAGAGAGCACUCGUCAUUGAAUAAUUCUACUUGUACUUUGAUUUAGUGUAUGUUAUGCAUAUGCUCAUGCAGUUCAAUGUAAUAAUAAAACGCAUGAGGGUUAUAAUUCAUUGAAUAAUUCUACUUGUACUUUAA
Molecule: messenger RNA, 940 nt
Organism: Arachis ipaensis
Lineage: Eukaryota; Viridiplantae; Streptophyta; Magnoliopsida; Fabales; Fabaceae
Product: germin-like protein subfamily 1 member 7
Molecular function (GO): manganese ion binding
Source: RefSeq, a predicted model, not a curated record